AUGGCCGACCUUCUAGAAGACGACCCUUCCUCGGGACUCCAGUCCUCGGAAGAGGAGGAAGAGGAAGAGAUGCAGGUAGAGUCUCUGGUUCAAGGUCGCGCGAAGCGAAGCACCGCAGGUCGAAACAUGUCCGCCCUGAUCGAUGCGGCCGCAGACGACGAUCUCACGCUGCUAUUCGAGGAAGUGGAAGACGAUAAUGAGUUUGCUAUCGAUGCCGAAGCCGCCGAGGAGGAGGAUAUGGGGCUCGAUUCUUCCUCGGACGACGAUGAAGACCAAGGCCCUAAUGCCCAGAACGACUACGAGGGCGAGAAGGAACUGCAAAAGGAGGAGCGGAAGAAGCGACGAGCACAGAACGACCUUCGUUUCCAAACCCUUCGCAAACGAGUCAAAAUCGAUCCUACCGUCGUAUCAUCCGUGCCUGCUCCCCCGCCUCGGCCGAAGAAGAAGUCGGAGCGCAUCUCAUGGCUGCCCACGGUGGAAGAUGGUCCGACUCGAUCCUCCUCGCGUCGACAAACGAUGGUCAACAAGGAGCUUACGCAUGCCCGGUUGAAGGACAGCCAGGAGAAGCGUAUCCGGAUCAUAGCUACGAUGAAGGAGGCCGAGAAGCGGAAAGCCCAUCUCAAGCCAAAGGAGAUGACCCAAGAGGAUCAUCUUGCAGAGGCUGCUAGGGUGGAGCGAACUAACAGCAAGAGUCUUAAUCGCUGGGAGCUAUCGGAGAGGAAAAAGGCAGAGGAACGGAAGGCGAAGAUCGAGGCAUUGCAGAAUCGCCGACUCGAGGGCCCCGUUCUUUCUUACUGGAGUGGAUUGGCUACGUGGGUGGAUGGACGGCUUACGAAGGUGGGCAAAGUCGAGAUCAAAGCGAAGCCCGAGAAAGAGGAACCUCGCAAGAAGAAAAAGGACAAGGAUGAGAAGAAUGCUACGGAGUCGCAAGGUGCACAGAGCGUUACGCCUGCUCCAGUGCCGCCAUUGAACACCGCGGCUCCUGGAGAUGCUUCAACUUUGGCUCCAGCUACAGCGCCUGGCGAGCCCGGAGCUGUCAAGCUGGCCGAAGGGAAGUCAUCGCUAGAGACUCCGGUUCCGACCACUUCAGUACCUGGGAACGCGGCGGUUCCUACAUCCACUCAAGAGCAGCCCAGCAAGCCUGACGAGACCUCUUCUGAGCAACCUGCAACCGCUGAACCACCCGUUGUAACGAACGAGAACAACGAAAAACCGCCGGCUGCCCACUCUAUAGACACAAAGCAAGAGGAGGUCAAGACUGCAGAGCCACCAACCCAAUCCGAACCCGUCAAGUCUUCUGAGGAAAACUCAGAGCCAACUGAGAUUAUCGCGGGUGACCCAUCUGCCUCGUCCACCGAGCAAGCCUCGACAGACAAACCUGCAGAGGCAUCUUCAAUAGAAAAGCCCGAAGCAAGGUCAGAAGACAAGCCAGAUGCGAUGGACAUUGAUAGUGGCUCGGGGGCCGAGCCCAUCAAGGUUGAAUCGCAACCACCCACCGAGCCAAUAGCUCCCGCAGCUGCCGCGCCCGCUGAAACCAGCACCAGCACAGAUGCACAACCAACGCCUGGAGAAGUCCCUCAGACCACCUUGGCGUCAAGCACCACGACACCCGUGACCGAACACGUUUCACCUGUGGCCGCCGCACCCGCACCCACGCCUGCAGACCCUCAAGCCCCUCAAGCUCAAGCCCCUCGGGCGGAUGCAGCCCCCCUGCAAGCCACGCCACCCAAUAUAUCCGGGGCACUAAAUCAAGGUGCCGACCAACCAUCGCAGCAGCAGCAGGGAUUGCAGGCCGACCAACUUCUUCAGCAGUCAACCCAAUCACAAGAGCCGAUCCCCGCGGCAGCACAACCCGAGAUCCCGCCAGCCCCGCCGGUCAUUGAGCAUACAGGGCGAAACCUGACGAUUCUAGAGAAUUUCGACGAUCGGACCGCGCACAGCAAGAAGUUCAGCAUGUACUUUAAUGCAAAGAAGCCACCGCGAUUGACCAAAAUCUCCUCAUCGCUCUGCGUCAUCACAUCCCUGCCCUCCCGAUAUCGUGAUCCAGAGACUUCCCUUCCAUAUGCAAACUCCUACGCCUAUGGGCAGAUCCGCAAGAUGCUGUCGCAGGGAUACAUCUGGAGUUCGAUGCUAGGCUGUUUUGUCGCACCUGGCGGGAUUGCAGCGCGCGGCGUGCCGGAUCGGUUUCUCGGCAUAGAGACAAAGACAGGCGACGCCGAGAAGGAGAAGGAGAAAAAGCCGCAAGGUGGAUCCGCUGGUGAUUCCAAGGCUGAUCCGAUGGAGGUUGAUGCGAAGUGA
Molecule: messenger RNA, 2298 nt
Organism: Penicillium cataractarum
Lineage: Eukaryota; Fungi; Ascomycota; Eurotiomycetes; Eurotiales; Aspergillaceae
Product: putative signal transducer
Exons: 2
Coding region: 1-2298 (765 amino acids)
Biological process (GO): regulation of DNA-templated transcription; chromatin remodeling
Cellular component (GO): nucleus
Molecular function (GO): ATP-dependent H2AZ histone chaperone activity
Source: RefSeq, a predicted model, not a curated record